Messenger RNA from Indicator indicator, 1388 nucleotides. RefSeq names its product endogenous retrovirus group V member 2 Env polyprotein-like. The transcript has a single exon. The record is from RefSeq and is a predicted model, not a curated record. NCBI's taxonomy places the organism in Eukaryota, Metazoa, Chordata, Aves, Piciformes, Indicatoridae. The coding region runs from base 47 to 1057 and encodes 336 amino acids.
AGUUAAAGUAGGGAAAGAUUUUUCAGAUCUUACAUGCCAAUACGGAAUGGGGAACGGAGAAAAGGGACCUAAAUAUGAACUUUUACCUUGGGAUGAGAAACAAGAAAUUAAAGCAUAUGCAAGAUGUACUGACAGAAAUAUUACCAGAUUCCCAUUUGGGAAUAGGCAUUUUUUAAAAAUCUUUGAGUUACCAAGUUGCAUAAAUACUACUAAAAUAGGAAAAUUUAGAGAACUCAAGAGGAGGCUAAAACAGUAUUAUGAUUUUAAAAAGCAAUCAUAUUUGAAUCAGUGUAAGAUGGCUCCAGGUUGGUGGUGGCUGUGUGGAGAUGGAUAUGCACGAAAGAGCUUGCCAGAGAACUGGGAAGGACAUUGUGUAGGGGGACAAUUGAUCCCACAGUAUACAAUACAUAAUGAAAUAACUACAGGGAUUGUAAGAAGUCCCUGGAGAAGGGUAAAAAGAGUACUGAACCCACUAAUAGAGAGACCGACGGGAUUCCAUAGUUUUGUCAGAUGGCUGAUUCCUAUGAUAGGAGUGAGUGAAUUAGAAAAGGCUAUAGUGAAUAUCUCAGCCAGUAUGGAGAUUGCCCUUGCAGCAACUGAGGAUGCCAUUCGUGCAGAGCAGAAGGAAAUAGAGAGUCUGCAUAAAAUUACAGGACAGUUUAAAUACGCUCUGGAUAUUUUAUUUGCCAAAGAAGGAGGACUAUGCACAAUAGUGAAUGAUAGUUGUUGCACAUAUGUAAAUGAGGAAAAGAAGAUAGAAAUGGACUUGCAUAAAAUAUGGGAACAAAGUAAGGUAUUCCAUGAAGUGAGCAGGGAUGAUAUAUCAUACGGAUUUUCAAACCUCUGGGAGAAGUUAACCUCGUGGAUGCCCAACAUUUUUUGGCUUAAACAAUUAUUAGUAGGAAUUGUAAUGAUUAUCAUAUUAAUAGUAUUAAUAGUAGUCUUGAUUAAGGUAAUUAUGUGUAUUGGAAAGAGUGAUGUGAAAUCAUAUGAGAGGUAUAAAAAUGAUAAACUUAGGCAUGAGUUGGAAACUGGAAAUUAUUUUAAGAAAAUAUAGUAUAGGAAUAUACUAUUGGAUGGUAGAAAGGGGGGAAAUGAUUGAAGAAAAGAAGGACUUCCAUCCCCUGUAUAGACAUUCUGUGAAAUAUGGCCAUCCCCUGUCAUCUUUAGAUAGAUAAGGAAAAGCCCAACAAACAGGAACCAGGACUUCCAUCCCCUGUAUAGAUAACCUUUGACAUUCUGUGAAAUAUGGCCAUCCCCUGUCAUCUUUAGAUAGAUAACCUUUGUAUAGACAGGAGGAAACAGGGUUGCCUGUGUAAACCUCAACAUCCCUCUGUUAUUUUCACAUUGAUAUAUUUCCGAAUAAGAUAAGAAACAUGGACUAUAUA